AUGACGCCUGAAGAGUUAGAUCAGAUCGGUCCAACCAAUGCGUUCGAAUGGGCCUUGUUCGUUUCAAAUCGCAAUGACACCUACCCGUGUAUCACACCAACAGGGACUGAGCUUGCAGGCAAAUCCAUCUUUAUCACGGGCGCUUCAAGAGGAAUUGGUCGAGCAACAGCCAUCCGCUGUGUAAAAGCCGGCAUCUCGAAGAUUGCAAUCGGGGCACGCUCAUCGCUUGAUGAAGUCACAAAAGAGCUGAAAGCAGAAGCCGCAAACUCAAACCUCCCAGAGCCACAGAUUCUCGCAUUAGAGCUUGAUGUCACUUCGAAGGAGUCAGUGGAAGGGGCCGCAAAAGCAAUAAACGACGCCUUCGAAGGGAAAUUGGAUAUUCUUGUCAACAAUGCCGGAUAUUUACCAGACCUCGUGCGCAUCGUGGAGUCCGACCCAGACGACUGGAUGAGAGGAUGGGAUGUCAAUAUCAAGGGCCCAUACCUAUGUUGCCGCUAUUUACUCCCGAUGAUAUUGAAAUCCGACACAAAAACAAUCAUCAACUUAACAUCGAUUGGGGCUCACUUGCUCACGAGUGGAGGGUCUGCGUAUCAGAACUCGCGGUUUGCUAUCUGCCGCAUUACAGAAACCCUUGCCCGUGAGCACAAAAAGGAAGGCUUAAUUGCACUGGCUCUUCAUCCCGGGGCCAUCAGAACGGAGAUGGCAGAUAAACUAGAGGGUAUCUUCCCGGAUAUCUUUGUUGAUGUGCCAGAGCUUCCGGCGGAUACUAUUGUGUGGUUUGGGAAGGAACGACGUGAGUGGUUGAAUGCUCGGAUGGUUAGUGCAAAUUGGGAUAUGGAGGAGUUGGAGGCGAAGAAGAAGGAGAUUGUUGAAGGAGAUUUGUUCAAGUUUCGGAUUACUCUAUAG
Penicillium concentricum is the source of this 906-nucleotide messenger RNA. Its product is annotated as SDR family oxidoreductase. The transcript has a single exon. Bases 1 to 906 code for a protein of 301 amino acids. NCBI's taxonomy places the organism in Eukaryota, Fungi, Ascomycota, Eurotiomycetes, Eurotiales, Aspergillaceae. Gene Ontology annotation, cellular component: cytosol. Gene Ontology annotation, molecular function: oxidoreductase activity. The record is from RefSeq and is a predicted model, not a curated record.